AUGACCUCCCAAACUAUAAAUCACGCGGCCAUACUCCCCGGCAAGGAUCUCGACCUUAUCAUCCAAGAGCGAGAGAUCCCGACCCCUGGUCCCACAGACGUGGUCGUACGGAACCACUACAUUCCUGUCAACCCGCUGGACUGGAGACGUCAAGCCUGGGGCCUCUACACGCCACAUUUCCCACUCGUGCUCGGACAAGAUGUCUCCGGCGAAGUAGUCAAGGUCGGCUCCCAAGUGACCAGCAUGAAGCCAGGCGACCGCGUCGUCGGCACGGCCAACGGCCUCAGCACCUUUGACAACGACCGCGGCGCCUUCCAGGAGUACGCCCUCGCCCUCGACUCCUCCGUGUCCCGGAUCCCGGACAAGAUCACGUACGCCCAGGGCGCCACGCUGGGCACCAACGUCGGCACCGCCGUCAUGGUCUUCCACGACCUCUGGGGCCUGCCCAGGCCCUCCGCCGACGCCGCCGCCGCCACCAGCGGCCCAGCCACGGGCGCGGGCAUCCUGAUCUGGGGCGCCGCGUCGUCCAACGGCUUCCUGCUGGUCCAGUACGCGCGCCACCUGGGCUUCAAGGUCUUCGCCACGGCCAGCGAGCGCAGCCACGCGUACCUGCGCUCGCUCGGCGCCGCGGCCGUGGUGGACUACCAUUCGCCCUCGGCGGAGAAGGAGCUCGUCGCCGCGGCGCGGGCCGCCGGCGUGGAGAUCUCGUACGCCAUCGACACGGUCGCCACGCCCGACACGCUGCCCCGCGUGCUCAAGGUGGUCGGCGCCAGCAGCGGCGACACCGCCAAGGGCGGCAAAAAGGCUCGGGUGUGCAGUAUGCUGCCCGGCCAGGAGGUCCCCGACGUGGACGAGGGGAUCGAUCUGGCGUACGUCAACGGCGCCGAGAUCUGGGACCGCCGGCGGGACCUGGGGUACUGGAAGUCGAGCCAGCUUGCGACUUGGCUGGAGGAAGGCGUUCUUGUGCCUGGGAAGUAUCGCGUCGUUGAGGGCGGACUCAGUGGCCUCCAGGCUGCGUUGAAUGAGCUCAAGGCAGGUGGCGGCCCGGAGAAGCUCAUUGUCAAACUUAUCUGA
Molecule: messenger RNA, 1074 nt
Organism: Thyridium curvatum
Lineage: Eukaryota; Fungi; Ascomycota; Sordariomycetes; Thyridiales; Thyridiaceae
Exons: 2
Coding region: 1-1074 (357 amino acids)
Molecular function (GO): oxidoreductase activity, acting on NAD(P)H
Source: RefSeq, a predicted model, not a curated record